AUGUCAGCAGGACAGAGGUUUUCGUUUGCCAAGGAAAACGCUCUGUGUUACAAUUGCCUGAAUCCUGGUCAUGGGGUCAGAAAAUGCAAAUCGACGUUCAAGUGCAGACAAUGUAAAGGUCAGCAUCACUCACUGUUGCAUCUGCAACGCACGCAACAGGCUAUUGGAACAAUCGCUCAAACUGGUGAGGAUCAGGAGGAUCCUAGCGCACACAUCUCAACGGUGGCUACGAGUCACAUCGCACAAGCAGAAGGUUCUGCAGCAAUUGUAUGUGCACAAGGCAGUGCAAAUUCACAACAAUCAACUGGAUGGAACAGGAGCACCUUGCCUACGGUCAUGGUCAACGUUCGCAACGCAAAGGGAGAUUUGGUUGCAUGCCGACUCCUAUUGGACACGGGUUCAGAACUGUCGUAUAUAUCUGAACGCUGUAUACAAACACUUGGUUUGGCUCGUACGCCAUCACGCAUACUGGUUUCGGGAAUUUCAUCAACCAAAGCAGACACUACAAGGGGAUGCAGCACUAUAAGCAUCCAAUCCCGUAUUUCGCAAGAUCAGCUGGUAGUCCAGGCUCACGUGCUUGGAAAGAUUACAACAUCAUUGGAAAGGCAGACCAUCGACGCGUCUGUACUUCAAGUUUUCAACGAUCUGCAAUUGGCAGAUUCGCAAUUUAGCACGAAUGCCCCAAUUGACAUUCUUUUGGGCAGCGAACACGUUUGGAGUGUUAUAACUGGGAGAAAGAUCUACGACAACAAAGGAAAGCUCAUUGCUAUAUCAUCAAUUUUCGGAUGGCUGGAGAGCAUACAACGCAAGGCAGAAGUUCAACCUGAAGACGAGGAGGUGGAGAAACACUUUCUUGCAACACACACUCGAGACGAACAAGGCAAGUACAUCGUGGAACUUCCGUUUAAAGUAUCCGAAACACAAUUCGCAGAUACACUUCAAGGAGCGCUGCAGAGGUUCAAAUCUGUUGAACGACGUUUAGCACAGAAUCAACAAUUACGUAACGACUACGUAAAGUUCAUGAGGGAAUACCAGGAGCUAGGACAUAUGCGAGAAAUCUCACCGAGCGAAAUUCCCAAGGGUAGUAAUUUCUACCUGCCACAUCAUCCCGUAUUGGGUCGGAAACUUCGAGUGGUUUUCGACGGAUCAUAUCAAGACGCCAAAGGCAUGGCUUUAAACGACACGCUCUCGAUCGGACCGAGUAUUCAGCGAGACUUAUUUGCUGUGUGCUUGCGAUUCCGUAUGUACAAAUACGUCUUUUCAGCCAUAGUCAAGAUGUUCCGUCAAAUAUGGGUGAGCGAAAAACAUAGAGACUAUCAGAGAAUCGUAUGGAGAGAGGAUCCGUCAGAUCCUAUCAAGCACUUCCAACUAUGCACGGUGACGUAUGGAACAUCAUGCGCACCAUUUCUAGCAGUCAGAGUGCUAGAGCAACUAGCUGCUGACCAUAAGAACGAGUUUCCGAAUGCAGCAAAAAUCGGGUUGGAAGAUUUCUAUGUCGACGACGUGCUCACUGGAGCAAAUAGUGAGGAUGAGCUGCUACGCAACAGGGACGAACUCGUCCAACUGAUGUCCUGUGCUAACCUAGAGCUCGGGAAAUGGGUAUCGAAUACCAAACGCAUCGAAUCGGAGGAUAACACGGAUUCCUCACAAUCACCAGUCAAAGUGCUAGGGCUGCAUUGGCACCCUGGAGAGGACACAUUGUCGUACAAUGUAAACCUAUCGAAAUAUCCUAGCCGAAUGGUUAACGACGAUGGAACCAUUUCGGUCGCCAUACUUGCAGCAAAAACAAGAGUGGCACCUUUGAAGCAGCAGUCUUUGCCGCGCCUGGAACUAUGUGGCGCACUUCUACUGAGUCAACUUCUACCAUAA
Molecule: messenger RNA, 1869 nt
Organism: Drosophila ananassae
Lineage: Eukaryota; Metazoa; Arthropoda; Insecta; Diptera; Drosophilidae
Exons: 2
Coding region: 1-1869 (622 amino acids)
Biological process (GO): proteolysis
Molecular function (GO): aspartic-type endopeptidase activity; zinc ion binding; nucleic acid binding
Source: RefSeq, a predicted model, not a curated record